Messenger RNA from Carassius carassius (crucian carp), 3196 nucleotides. Its product is annotated as matrix metalloproteinase-14-like. Gene Ontology annotation, molecular function: zinc ion binding; metalloendopeptidase activity. The coding region runs from base 340 to 2049 and encodes 569 amino acids. The record is from RefSeq and is a predicted model, not a curated record. Gene Ontology annotation, biological process: zymogen activation; collagen catabolic process; skeletal system development. The transcript is spliced from 10 exons. Gene Ontology annotation, cellular component: extracellular matrix. NCBI's taxonomy places the organism in Eukaryota, Metazoa, Chordata, Actinopteri, Cypriniformes, Cyprinidae.
AUCUGACACUGAAGCCGCCUGACGAGAGAGAGAGAGACGAAAGAAAACGCAAGAUGAGAAUAUAGCGCAAACCUAAGAUAAAUAUAUUUCACAUAUGAAGAUAGUUUUCUCUUUUUGGCGUCAAGUUUACUUUGAGAAAACGUUUAAUUAAUAAUGAGUAUACAUACUUAAUAGAUUAGGCAUAAGAAAGAUUUUAUUAUUUUUGUAGCUAUUAACAGUUAUAGUUUUAAGGAAAGGACUUGUUUGAGUGGUCUGAUUCAGGACAAUCUGCUGGGAAAAAUCUAAGAACGAGUCUAGAGCGUUUUGUGUCCCGUGUUGAGAAGUCUCGCGCUUCGAGAAAUGAAACUCCAGUCAUUACCGCGUCUGCUGCCGCUCGCCCUCGCAAGUGUAUUCCUGGUGCAAAGCGGGACCAGUGACAAAGAAGUCACACCAGAGGCAUGGCUCCAGCAGUACGGGUAUCUUCCUACUGGGGAUGUUCACGCUCAAGCAAUCCGCUCUCCUGAAUCCAUGACCACUGCUAUAUCUGCCAUGCAGAAGUUUUAUGGCCUCACUGUCACCGGGACUAUGGAUCCAGCUACUCUCUCAGCCAUGAAGCGGCCAAGAUGCGGAGUUCCAGAUCAGUUUGGCUCUGAAAUGAAGAGCAACCUACGAAAGAAGCGCUAUGCCAUCCAGGGCCUAAAAUGGGACAAAAGAGAAAUCACUUUCAGUAUCCAGAACUACACUCCUAAAGUGGGCGAACAUGCCACACAUGAGGCCAUCAGGAAGGCCUUUAAGGUCUGGGAAGCCGUGACGCCACUCAAGUUCAGAGAAAUCUCAUACAGUCGAAUCAGUGGCAAAGUGGAUAAGUUUGCAGAUAUCAUGCUUUUCUUCGCGGAAGGCUAUCACGCAGACAGCUCCCCAUUUGAUGGCGAGGGAGGUUUCCUGGCCCACGCAUAUUUCCCUGGUCCCGGUAUCGGAGGUGACACCCAUUUUGAUGCAGCAGAGCCUUGGACAACAGGCAACGUUGACCAGGGAGGUAAUGAUGUCUUCUUGGUGACAGUACAUGAAUUAGGUCAUGCUCUUGGUUUGGAGCACUCAAACGAUCCCUCUGCUAUCAUGGCUCCGUUUUACCAGUGGAUGGACACUGACAACUUUGUGCUGCCUGAAGAUGACAGACAGGGGAUCCAGCAAAUAUAUGGUACUGGCUCCAGUGAGGUGCCCCAACCCCCAGCACCCCGGCCCCCGACUCGCAGACCAGACCGGCCUUCGUUUGGCCCUGACAUAUGUGAGGGACACUUCGACACCAUCACUUUUUUCAGGGGAGAGAUGUUAGUCUUCAAGGGAAAGUGGCUCUGGAGAAUACGUGAUGGUAAACUUCUGCAGGGCUAUCCCACGCCCAUUGAAGACUUCUGGAGGGGGCUGCCUCACUCUAUCAACGCAGCUUACGAACGAUCUGAUGGAAAGUUUGUUUUUUUCAAAGGGGAUAAGUACUGGGUUUUCAAAGACACCAACAUGGAGGAAGGUUAUCCAAAAACAUUUAAGGAGCUUGGCACAGGCCUACCAAGAGACAAGCUGGACGCCGCUGUUUUCUACACAGCCACCGGCAACACCUACAUCUUCAGAGGAACCAAAUAUUACCGGUUCAAUGAGAAAAGCAGAUCUGUGGAUCCAGAUUACCCCAAACCAAUCAGUUUAUGGCAAGGAGUACCAGAUUAUAUCAAAGGGACCUUCAUGAGUGAAGAUAGAGCCCACACUUACUUCUACAAAGCCAAUAAGUACUGGAAGUUUAACAAUCAGCAGCUGAAGGUGGAGCCAGGCUACCCCAAAUCAGUCCUGACUGACUGGAUGGGCUGUGAAGAAGAGGAGCCCAAGAGAAGGACUGGCACAGAUGAGGAAGUGAUCAUCAUUGAAUCAGAGGGCGGAGACAUGGGAAAAAUCGUAGCCAUUGUCGUCCCUCUCUUUCUUUUGGCCUGUGUGUUUGUCACUUUGGGGGCUCUGCUGUUCUUCCGGCGCUAUGGCACUCCUCAACGCCUCCUCUACUGUCAACGCUCUCUGCUUGAUAAGGUUUAGAGAUGAACAAGAAAGACACGGGAAGAGACAAGAAAGAGGGAUACAAGUAUUGGAAUGGAUGGAGUGAAUAUGAAUGUCAGACAGUAAAGAUUGGUUUACAGGUCUGCAAGCAGGGAGAGAUGAAAAAGUGAAGGAUGUGUAUUGUGUUUUUUUUUUCUAUUAACAUGUACUUCCUUGGCAUUAAUAAAAAAAUCCAAAAUGGAGUAGGAUAUAAGAGAGACGGACGAAAGCCCCCCUCAUCUCUUAAAUGUUUGCGGUUUAUCACUGAAAUGCACUUUUGUUCCUUCAGUCUUCUUUUCAGUUUAUAAUCCCUCCUUUAUCCUCUCUUAUAAUCUCCCUCCCCAGAACCGAACUUGACUCCAUCCAGGCGGCUGUUUGAUUGACAUGUUCUAUAUUCUAAUUGAUCCCACUUUGAUGUAUUUAAUCAAUUCAGAUUUUGCUUUUUACAUUUCUGAUCCAAUGAAAACCUCCUGCACCCCAUUACAUGCCUUCGCCAUUGCAUUAAUAGUAUGGAAGGACUAUCAUAAUUUAACUUAUGAUUGAAGAUAACUGAAGAUAUUUGCACAAAGUAUGGCUCGACUAUAGAGACCUGCUGUACGUGAAAAGUCAAAGGUUACAGGUCAAAGUUCAGGGAGAGAGAAGCAGAGCAGCUUCUGUAGUAGGCCAGUUUUAACUGCACCUAUAGAGCAGAGCUGACUGUUUCGACUCAAAAGACCAUUGUUAUUGUAAUGUGUUUGGUACAUUUUACUAUGUUUAAUUAUGUCAUUAAUGAUUGGCACUGUAAUUAUAACUAUGGUUAUUGUAAUUAUUGUUCUCUAUGUGUAAUUUUGUCUAUUUAAAACAGUCAUUUCAAGUCCUGCUGGACACAGGCAGAAUGUGACUUAUUUCAAAUUAGCUUCCGAUCGUUUAAUGUCAGGUUUAAGGGCAGAAAAAAUCAGUUUUCUAUGCAGGAACAAAUAUAGAAUUAUUUAUGAACAGUAAUGGUGCUAUGGGUUUUCUUACUUCAUACAUCAGUAUUAGACAUUUCUGAAGUUGUUUUAACAAUGAUAAUGAGAAGGAUAUUUAUAAUGCUAAUGAUAUAGUGUAAAUGUAAAGGAAUGACAUUUUUGCCUGUUUCAUACUUUUUGUACUUGUAAAAUGAAAAUGA